AUGGACCCCGUGGGGACAACAGCCUGCCAGCCGCUCACUCCAGGCGGCCUUCCUGGCUGGAUUCUUCUCCCCCCUCGCUUUCAAGGCCUGGUGGCGGAACAGAAAAUCCCUCUGGCAGGCUCUUCGUGGGAGGGUGACCAAGCCAGCCGGGCCAGCGGCUGGCAGCCCGGGCGACAUGGUGGCCCCGGCGGCCCCCAGAACCCCGGCUCCUCCUCGGAGACCCCCUCAGCGCAGGGGGAGCAAGGGAGGGAGGCUGGUGAGCAAGACCUCAAGGACCAGCUGAGGACUGAACACCUGGGGGCCCUGCAGGGGCCAGGUCACCAAAGGAGGGGCUUCCUGGCCCGGGCUCCACCUGGAAGUGACUCGAGGGGACGAGGGCCAGCUGCGGUCACCGUGGGCAGGCGGUACUCCCACCCCCACCCCCGCGAUAAACACUUGCGCCUGGGUUGGCCUGACGCCUGCUCCCCUGCGCAUCCUGCAGCGACCCCGGGCCCUUUGACUCACCUGAGCCUGCGAGACAGCUCGGAGGCGCGGCUGCAGAGAGGGGCAGACGGGCAGGGCCUGGCGGGCAGCUGGAGCAGGUCACCCCCCGAGCAGGCCACCAUGCUGCAGGAAGGCGUGCGCAGGUGCCUACAGCGUCAGUGCGAGCAGACGGUGCGGAUCCUGCACGCCAAGGUGGCGCAGAAGUCCUACGGAAAUGAGAAGCGGUUCUUCUGCCCCCCGCCCUGCGUCUACCUCGCCGGCCCCGGCUGGAGGGUGAAGCCCGGCCCUGGCCAAGCCCACCAGGCCACGGAGCCCGGGACCACGGUCUGCGGCUACAUGGGGCUGGACGGCGCGGCCGAGACGCAGAGGAUGAGCUUCGAGGAGCAGCCGGACUCCAGGGAGUUCGGCUGCGCCAAGACCCUGUACAUCUCGGACGCGGACAAGAGGAAGCACUUCCGGCUGGUGCUGCGGCUGGUGCUGCCAGGGGGCCGGGAGCUGGGCACCUUCCACAGCCGCCUCAUCAAGGUCAUCUCCAAGCCCUCGCAGAAGAAGCAGUCGCUGAAAAAUACGGACCUGUGCAUCUCCUCGGGCUCCAGGGUCUCCCUCUUCAACCGCCUGCGCUCCCAGACGGUGUCCACGCGCUACCUCUCCGUGGAGAACGGGGCCUUUGUGGCCAGUGCGAGACAGUGGGCUGCCUUCACGCUGCACCUGGCUGAUGAGCACUGCUCCCAAGGAGACUUCCCUCCCCGAGAGGGCUACGUGCGCUACGGCUCCCUGGUGCAGCUCGUCUGCACGUUCACGGGCAUCACGCUGCCGCCCAUGAUCAUUCGCAAAGUAGCCAAGCAGUGUGCACUCCUGGACGUGGAUGAGCCCAUCUCGCAGCUGCACAAGUGUGCCUUCCAGUUUCCCGGGGGUCCCCCAGGCGGGGGCGGCACCUACCUGUGCCUGGCCACAGAGAAAGUGGUGCAGUUCCAGGCCUCCGCCUGCCCCAAGGAGGCCAACAAGACGCUGCUGAACGACAGCUCGUGCUGGACCAUCAUCGGCACCGAGUCGGUGCAGUUCUCUUUCAACAGCAGCCUGGCGUGCACGCGGGAGCCCGUCACCCCCGUGCCCCUCGUCAGCACCCUGGAGCUCAGCGGCGGGGGCGACGUGGCCACGCUGGAGCUCCACGGAGAGAACUUCCACGCGGGGCUCAAGGUGUGGUUCGGGGACGUGGAGGCGGAGACCAUGUACAGGAGCCCGCGGUCCCUGGUGUGCGUAGUGCCGGACGUGGCGGCCUUCGGCAGCGACUGGCGCUGGCUGCGCACGCCCAUCACGGUGCCCGUGAGCCUGGUGCGCACCGACGGGCUCUUCUACCCCAGCGCCUUCUCCUUCACCUACACCCCGGAAUACAGCGGGAGGCCCGAUUCGCCCCGCGCCCCCGAGCCCGCCGCCGACGCCGACGCGCUGCUGGAGAGCAUCCACCACGAGUUCACGCGCACCAACUUCCACCUCUUCAUCCAGACCUAG
This is a messenger RNA of Lepus europaeus (European hare), 1992 nucleotides long. It is a transcript of the gene RBPJL, whose product is annotated as recombination signal binding protein for immunoglobulin kappa J region like. Lineage: Eukaryota; Metazoa; Chordata; Mammalia; Lagomorpha; Leporidae. Gene Ontology annotation, cellular component: nucleus. The record is from RefSeq and is a predicted model, not a curated record. The transcript is spliced from 13 exons. Gene Ontology annotation, molecular function: RNA polymerase II cis-regulatory region sequence-specific DNA binding; DNA-binding transcription activator activity, RNA polymerase II-specific. Gene Ontology annotation, biological process: regulation of transcription by RNA polymerase II. The coding region runs from base 1 to 1992 and encodes 663 amino acids.